Andrographis paniculata is the source of this 901-nucleotide messenger RNA. Its product is annotated as transcription factor MYB53-like. The record is from RefSeq and is a predicted model, not a curated record. Bases 52 to 885 code for a protein of 277 amino acids. Lineage: Eukaryota; Viridiplantae; Streptophyta; Magnoliopsida; Lamiales; Acanthaceae. The transcript has 3 exons.
UAUUUGGUAGGAUUGUUAGGACAGAAAUUAAACAACAUUACUACAACAGAAAUGGGACGAUCUCCCUGCUGCGAUGAGAGCAGUGGUCUGAAGAAAGGGCCAUGGACUCCAGAAGAAGACAAUAAGCUCACCACCUACAUCAACAAGCACGGCCAUGGCAGCUGGAGAGCUCUCCCCAAGCUUGCUGGUCUGAACAGGUGUGGCAAGAGCUGCAGACUCCGAUGGACAAACUAUCUCCGACCAGAUAUCAAACGUGGCAAAUUCUCCCCAGAAGAAGAGCAAACUAUUCUCAAUCUCCACGCCAUUCUCGGAAAUAAGUGGUCCGCCAUUGCCGGCCACCUUCCGGGAAGAACAGACAACGAGAUUAAAAACUUCUGGAACACCCACCUGAAGAAGAAGCUUAUCCAAAUGGGACUCGACCCCGCCACCCACCGCCGCCGCGCCGACGACAUUUUCGCCGCCGUCCCCCACCUCCUCGCCGAGCUCGCGAACCUCGUCGGAAACCCUUCCUGGGAGUUUUUCCGAUCCGAAGCCGCGGCUACGAUCAAUCACCAUUACCUGCAGGGCAUUCUCCAGCAGCCGCUUCCGCCGCCGCCGCCGCCGCUUCCCUUUUUCCAGAACAGCUUUUCGAGCCAGAUAGAUACGCCGGCGGCGGCGCUAGCCGGCUAUCUUCAAGACUCGGCUCCUGGAUUCUCCCAUUUGCCAGAUUUGCAGAGCGCCGGAGAAACUUCAUCGCAGUGGCUGGCGGCGCCGCCGCCGCCGCUGACGGCGGAGACGUCUGUUACUAACACUACCGGGGAUGCUUGCAGCGCAUCCAGCUAUGGCGGAGCUGACCAAAUUUGGUCUCAGCUGUUUGACGAUCCUCUCUUCAAUGAGAUGGCUUAGUCGUCGUCUUCCAUAA